AUGGCUCCUACUAUGCCUCGAAUGGCGGCCUUUGGCCUUUUGCUUCUUGGUUUACCUUCCACCGCUCUCGCUAAGCCAACAGGACUCCAGCCACGCCAAAAUGUCCCUGGCGACACGCCUUUCGUCAGCUUUGAUGCUUGCAGUCAUUCUCAACGCCAGGACAUCGAGAAGGCUUGGGCUGAUGUGGUCACGCUCACUGGCAUUUCAAAACAGUUUAAUCCUCCCGGCACUAUCGAGUCGAGAAUUUUCGGAGAUGACAUCAACUUGAGAUUCAAGGAUAUAUCGCGCAUAUACACCAUUUUCCACAACAUCCAAGAACUGAGUAAGAAUGGGCGCAAGAUGCAGAUUUCUUGCCAAGACGUCUACCAGGAACACAGGGCGGCGAAAGACCAAGUUUCAUGUAAAAAUGAGAUUCAGUCUUCAUCUGGCUCUAUCGGCGGCUACGCAUUUUCCACCGAGCCGACCAUCGAGAAGUCCACUAUCGUUCUUUGUGACACCUUUUUCGGACCUGGCCAAGAGUUCUUAGGGGAACUAGUUGACAAUCUCCGAAAGGCGCCAGAGGGUGACAGAAAGAACCCGAAUCUCAUGGCCGGCAAGGGAAAAAUUCUACUUCACGAGCUGACACAUCUUACCGCACUGGCAGAGACUUCAACGAAUGACGCUGACAGCUACGCCUGGUAUGCGACCGAGAAAUACUUUGAAAGCAUGUUUGGUACUCCCAACGCAGCCUAUGAGAAGAGAGAUGGAGAUGAGGAUGAUACUUCGCCCGAGCAACCAGCGCCUCCCGCAGUCCCCACCAAGGCACUCAACAUCAUCCUCGAGAACAAGCGCCGUGGAGUCCCGAUGGACAAAGACUACCAAGACAGAAUGAACUGGCUAUUCUUCUCCACCAACUAUGGGACUGCAUCGCAAUGUGCGCUCUUUCCGGCUCUCGCCACCCGUGCUGAUGUAUCUAUUGGUACCUUCUCGGUUAAUGCUCUGAAAGACAACUACUUUCCUGCUGGCACGUACGAUGUCAAAACCCAAGAUGGAGACUGCCAGUAUAAGAACGAUGGCAGAGGAAACCCAGGAGCCUUGUGGUGUGGUGAUACGGUGCACUCAUGCAAGCAGCAUCGGGACAGACAGAGGGUCACCUGGUGCCGCGGUAUUGACCCGCCUUCCCAGAUUCAACAUGUACCUAUGGUUGUAUGUGAGUGGUAG
Fusarium musae is the source of this 1200-nucleotide messenger RNA. RefSeq lists its product as uncharacterized. The transcript is spliced from 3 exons. The record is from RefSeq and is a predicted model, not a curated record. The coding region runs from base 1 to 1200 and encodes 399 amino acids. Lineage: Eukaryota; Fungi; Ascomycota; Sordariomycetes; Hypocreales; Nectriaceae. Gene Ontology annotation, molecular function: metallopeptidase activity.